CGGCGGGGCGAUGCGAUGCGAGGACGCGCAGCACCUUUGGUUUUAGAGCUCGAGCAGAAUGUCACGAGGACGGAGAUGCGCACACCUGCGGCACGUUAUCCAGAAUCGAGGUUGGAAUGGGUGGAAAUCAUCGAGCCGCGGACUCGAGAGCGCAUGUACGCCAACCUGCUGACGGGCGAGUGCGUGUGGGACGCCCCGGCGGGUGUCCAGAUCAAGUGCAGCGGGCAGGAUCAGUGGUGGGAGCUCUUCGACUCCAAAACCUCCAGAUUCUACUACUACAACGCUUCCACCCAGCGCACCGUCUGGCACCGCCCACACAGCUGUGACAUCAUCCCCCUCGCCAAACUCCAAACCCUCAAACAAAACACCAACACCACCCCGCCUCCGGUUGCCCCGACGACCAGCGCGUCUGCGGACAGCAGCCCCGCCCGCAGCGCCGUCAGCACCACAUCAUCCCAGGAGCAGGAGGAGAAAACGUCAGCCAGCGAGGAGGGAGAGAGGUUCAGAUGGGGCACAGGGACCAGAGAGCGGAUGCUCAUCAAGGUGUCCGAACGGGAGCCCAGUUUCCUGACACAGGGUAACGGUUAUUCCUGUUCGUCUCCGCGCUCCAGGCGAUCGUCCAGCAACGCCCCUUCAGACCCUGAAGCCACGCCCCAUUCCCUAUCCGACCGCCCCCAAUCGCAAUCACCAUUCCUAAAGAGGGCAGAGUUGGCCGGCACUCAGCGCCGUUGCUCGGGGGAUUCCCAGCCUUCGUCUCCUCGCUACGCUUACGAGCCUCCUCUCUACGAAGAACCGCCCUCGGAAUACCUAUCGCCGCCUAUUUAUGAGGAACCGCCUACUGACAUGCUCUGCGAUCCAGCCUUUUAUGGCGCCGAUAGGUCGCCGGUUCGGAAACCAAGCCUGUACCACUCCCCCAAACAAAGCCCGUCCCCUUACGGUCAACUGGUUUUGACGAGACAGCGCAGCUCGACGCCCGAGAAGACAGGCGAUCGAGAUUACGGCUCAAGCGGGCGUGACUAUAGCUCUGCGGGGCGGGACUAUAGCGCCAGCGGGCGGGAUUACAGCUCAUCUGUGAGGGACUACGGCUCCGGUGGGCGGGAUUAUAACUCCAGCGGGCGGGAGUACAGCGUGGCAGGGCGGGAAUAUGUAAAGCAGCUGGUCUACGUGGAGCAGUCCGGCUCCUCCCCUCGGUUUAGGACCACAGAGCGUCUGCUGAGUUACGGGUCCACCAGUUCAAACAGCCUGUCGGCGGGAAUAUCGUACGGCGGCUCCUUCACGCUGCAGCACAGUCACGAUCUCAACGGCGGCAAUCGAAAGCGGAAGAACCGCAAGCCGUCACUUCCGGGUGGUGAAGGGGAGUGCGUGGGAUCCGGGCUCGGGGGGAUGAUAACUCAAGCCCGAUUGGCCUGGGAAGCUCAACAGCUGUUACAUCAGCGAGGGGGCGUGUCCUGCGAUCAGGGAGGGAAGGAUGGGUAUGAAAGCGACGGGGCCACGCCCCUCCCUCUGCCCGGGCAGGUCGUGCGGGCGUUUAGUGAAGACGAGGCCCUGGCGCAAUCGGACGGCCACUGGAAACGUGCCACACUGGACCGACUGGCGUUUCCACAGACGCUGCUAGAAAAGAGUUUGUCUGUGCAAACCAACCUGGCGUCUCCUGAACCGUACCUUCAUCCCUCACAGUCUGAAGAUCUCGGCGCGUGCUCUCAGUUCGAGGCGAGUCGGAACGCCCGGAACAUGAUGCCCAGCGCGAGCUGUGGCAUUUUCCAGGAGUUCACGCUUCGCAAACCCUCCUCAGAGACGGACAUCGAGAACUGGGCCUCCAAACACUUUAACAAGCACACGCAGGGUCUGUUCCGGAGAAAAGUGUCCAUCGCUAACAUGCUGGCCUGGAGCAGCGAGCCCAUCAAGAAACCCAUGAUAGUGACCACGGACCGGACGGUCAAACGCGAUGCCGUGGAUCUCUUCAAACUCAUCCAGACGUACAUGGGCGACCGGCGAGGGAAAGUAGAGCCGCUGUCCGUGGCUCUGGAGGUGGUGGUGAGAGGAUGGAGCUGUCAGGGUCUGAGGGAUGAGCUCUUCAUCCAGCUGUGUCGCCAGACCACUGAGAACUUCCGCUAUGACAGUCUUCAGAGGGGCUGGGAGCUCAUGGCCAUCUGUUUGGCCUUCUUCCCCCCCACCCCUCGCUUUCACAACUACCUGGAGGGAUACAUCUACAGACACAUGGACCCUCUGAACGACACCAAGGGAGUGGCGAUAAGCAGCUAUGCAAAAUACUGUUACCGUAAACUCCAGAAAUCAGCGCUCACCGGUGCCAAAAAGGGUCUGAACAAGCCGUCGCUGGAGGAGAUCGCCCACGCUCGGAACGCCAUCUUCAGGCUCUCCAUGUUCGGCUCGUCUCUGGAGGAGGUGAUGGCCAUGCAGAAGGAGCGUUACCCCGACCGACAGUUGCCAUGGGUACAGACGCGGCUCUCUGAAGAAGUUCUUGGCUUGAACGGUGAUCAGACUGAAGGAAUCUUCAGAGUGCCGGGAGAUAUCGAUGAAGUAAACGCACUGAAACUACAGGUGGAUCAAUGGAAGGUGCCGACAGGCCUCGAGGAUCCGCAUAUUCCAGCGUCUCUGUUGAAGUUGUGGUACAGAGAGCUGGAGGAGCCUGUGAUUCCUCAUGAGUUUUAUGAGGAGUGUGUCAUGAAUUAUGAUAAUCCAUCUGCUGCUGUAAACGUCGUUCUCAAUCUCCCUCACAUCAACAAACUGGUGCUCUGCUACCUCAUCCGCUUCCUACAGGUAUUUGCUCAAGCGUCCAGCGUGGCUCUGACCAAGAUGGACGUCAGUAAUCUGGCGAUGGUGAUGGCUCCAAACUGUCUGCGCUGUCAAUCCGACGACCCGCGUGUCAUUUUCGAGAACACGCGGAAAGAAAUGAGCUUCGUCCGCGUGCUUAUCCAACACCUCGAUACCAGCUUCAUGGACGGGGUGCUAUAGCCAACACAAACACACACACCCUAACAGACGUUCACAAUCACAUCCAACCAUCAAUUUUCCCAUGAAAGGAACCACCUGCCCGAACAUGAUUUGCUCUGAAAACAACCUGAAUCUACACAACACACACCCUUCAGCAAACAGUAUUCAUGUCUUGUUUUCCAAAACAUUGAAACCGUUUUACGCUAAUAACAACGUUCUCAGAGAGUUGAGUUUAAGACUACAUUAAGUUUGUUUCUUAACCGAUUGUCCGAUGUUUCUUUUCUCAUUCGAGGGAUAAAUGCUAAUGCAUUUCUGUGAGUUUUAUGAUUAACAUACAUUUGCUUAAAGCUCUUUUUAUGUUCCACAGUUUUCUUUCUCAAGUUCAUGUGAUGUUCUUGUUUUAAUAGUGUUUGCACAGGACUGAGAAACAAGACAAAUUGUGCAAUACGCACAAUCGACUUUAACAAACUCACUAAAAUCAUUUUAAGCGAACAAACGUUGAAUCCUCGAUGCUUUCUGAAUGUUUGUGAACAGAUGUCCUCACAUGCUUUGGUUUUUAGCAUGCAUGUUUGUUUCUGUCUUUUAACUCGACUGACUUUUAGAACUUUCUGUGGUUUUAUAUGAUAUGUUAUUUAUUUGAAUAAGGGUUUGAAAGUACUGUACUGCCUUUUUAAUAGAACACAUAAAUCGUGCGCGCGCGUGUUCACAUCUCACCGGUCACGUUCACUUCUUAUUCUUUCAUAGGUUUAUUGUGUACGGUGUCUCACUGGAAUGGCACAAACAACACAAACUCCCUCAGAGCAAACUACCUACAUCACAGGUGAAGUGUGUCAUUUAUUCGUUUUUUAAGUGGAACAAGAUUUGUCUAUUUUCGGAAGAGAAAGGAAUGAUUGCCAGGAUUGUAAGUGGGAUGAUGUGUGGUUGACUUGGCAUCGGGUUUUGGUUGCUAGUGUUCAGACUGAUUGAAGUUUUGCUUUUCCAAACGUGUUCCUUCUGUUUAACGGGGAAGGACGAACAGGUCGUCCCACAUGUUUUAACACCCAAAACAGUACACAAUUCACCUUUAGAUCUACAUGCACAUGACCACACACAGAUUUGGUUUGGUGCUUGAAAUGAUCUAUACCACACUGCCAAACACAAAACAUUGAAACUCUGCGGUCAUUCCUGCCUUGUGAAUUAGAGAGAAACAACUGAGACGGAGAUGAGAAUGUAAUGAGGGCAACAGUAAUGAGAGACGAAGUGACUGCGAUGAAGUUGAUAAAUGUCCAAAUCAUGCGUGAGAAAAUGAAGUCUGGUUUUAUUUCAUUUUUUCUCAUUGCUCUUGUCUGGAUGAGAUCCUUUCUAUCAUAUUAUGGACCGUUGAAGGAUUAUUACAAUGAUGAUUGUAGUUAAAUAACGCAGCUACACAUCAUGUUAUUUCAUUUUACGGUAAAGUACACUAUUACAUUUCUAUAUAUUAUAUAAUGGUCAUAAAUUAAGCUUCAUUCUCAUUUGGUUUUAAAUAUCUGGCUUUGGAAUAGAAUACGUUCUGGACGGGUUCUUCUUGGUGGUCUUUAUGUGAUAUCUCAGUGUUUGGCUUCUUCACGUCAGCACACACACGUAUCACGGCCAUGAAUUCAUGACCUCAUAUGUACAGAACAAUAUGAAAAUACAAAUAAUGAAGCUAAAAUAAAAGAAAUGACAACGAAGUUCCUACAGCAGGAGAGUUUAGUAUUCACACAUUUAGAGACGGUAAGGUUUUCCUCUAAAAACUCAUUCGUUCGCAUAUUUUGGGGGGGGAAACAGUUUAAAGAAGUGAAAUAUGAUGGUGAGUAAUCAAAAUGGAAUAAAAGUUACAAAUAUGUGAUGUUUGGGACCACUGUGACCAACUGUCUGAGAUCAGCACACACACACACAAUGACAGCUCAAUCAACACAAACAGGAUUAUGGGUAAAUGUGAUGUAUGCUGGUAUGUUUGUCACGGGUCUGAUCUCAUGGUUUUACUGUAUUUAUGAAGUCAUGUUAAUAAAAGCCCCUCCCUUUUUUGUUCUGUGGUCAAAGGUUAUUCUGGACCUUACAGACAUUGUGUAUUAAACAGUUCAAAGAAUUCAUUGACUUUCUUGUUGUAUUUUGUAGUGC
Messenger RNA from Triplophysa rosa, 5070 nucleotides. RefSeq names its product Rho GTPase activating protein 39 (gene arhgap39). Gene Ontology annotation, biological process: signal transduction. Lineage: Eukaryota; Metazoa; Chordata; Actinopteri; Cypriniformes; Nemacheilidae. Gene Ontology annotation, cellular component: cytoskeleton; cytoplasm. The transcript has 10 exons. The record is from RefSeq and is a predicted model, not a curated record. Gene Ontology annotation, molecular function: protein binding; GTPase activator activity. The coding region runs from base 16 to 2973 and encodes 985 amino acids.